AUGCCAACAACUGAAGGGUUUGGAAAGAUUCUUUGGAAUCUAAACUUAAAUGAAAUUGAAUCAAAAGUGAACUUGCUAAGAAAGUUAGAAAAUCCACCACAUUCAAAUUUAAUUGAAGGGCUAUUACAAAUAAUUCUUGCAUUAGAUAUCUUCUUAGAUACAUCUUUACAAUCUUCUGAAAGCGACAAUUUUUAUAUUGUAGUCUACAAUGCUGUUCAUUUAGAUAGUGGAGAGAUUUACGAACUUUAG
Racocetra fulgida is the source of this 249-nucleotide messenger RNA. The record is from the annotation of a GenBank genome assembly. Lineage: Eukaryota; Fungi; Glomeromycota; Glomeromycetes; Diversisporales; Gigasporaceae.